UAUUAUCGUUAUUACACACACACUCUUUUACACAAACACAGACAUACAACGAUGACCACUAUCACCGAACCGCACGCCCCUGUCUCUCCAACCGGCCAUGCCGACGCUACAGCCGCGACCACCGCCACCAAGACCGUCACCGGUGCUUUGCAGGCAGACGUAGAUCUCGAGGCCUACGAUGAAGAGCAAGUCAGGUUGAUGGAAGAGAGGUGUAUCUUGGUAGAUGAUCAGGAUGUGGCGUACGGCGAGGGCAGCAAGAAGCGAUGCCACCUCAUGUCCAACAUCCGUCAAGGCCUCCUCCAUCGCGCAUUCUCCGUCUUCCUCUUCCGCCCUGCCGACGGCGCCCUGCUCCUCCAAAAACGCGCCGACGAGAAGAUCACCUUCCCCUCCAUGUGGACGAACACUUGUUGUUCCCACCCCCUCUCUACAUCGCUCGAACGGGAAGAAAAGGGAGAGAUGGGUGUGAGGAGGGCGGCGAUUAGGAAGUUGCCGCACGAGUUGGGCGUACCGGAGGGAGCUUUGGAAGAGGGGGAUUUCACGUAUCUGACAAAGAUCCAUUAUUUGGCGCCUUGUGAUGAGGAUGACGAGGAUGGUAUUUGGGGGGAACACGAAGUCGACUACAUCCUCUUUGCGACCAAAGACGUCUCGCUCGACCCGAACCCGAACGAGGUGAGCGAUGCGCGGUACGUGACCGAAAAGGAGUUGAGGCAGAUGUUCGAGGAUAAAGCCAACCUGUUCACACCCUGGUUCAAACUCAUCUGCAACCACCUCCUCUUCCCCUGGUGGAAACUCAUGCUAGACCGGUCCGCCGAACAAGGGUUGGGACGGGUGGAUGCCAAGGUGUUGGAAGAUCAGAGGGAGGAUGGGAUCAGGAAGUUGACCUGAAGAUCCGGAAUCCUGUUUUGGGGAUCUGUCGGGUCGAGCAGGGGGGAAGUGCUUCAUGGUGGGAUGAUCGAGUUUUGGGUUUUUAUACUUGCUUUAGGGAGGAAUUUCCUCUUGCUACAUGUUUUCUGGAUCUGCAUUUUUGUUACGACACAUUCAUUUACUACGCAAG
Filobasidium floriforme is the source of this 1054-nucleotide messenger RNA. RefSeq names its product NUDIX hydrolase domain-like protein. The transcript is spliced from 4 exons. Gene Ontology annotation, biological process: isopentenyl diphosphate biosynthetic process; isoprenoid biosynthetic process. NCBI's taxonomy places the organism in Eukaryota, Fungi, Basidiomycota, Tremellomycetes, Filobasidiales, Filobasidiaceae. The record is from RefSeq and is a predicted model, not a curated record. Gene Ontology annotation, molecular function: isopentenyl-diphosphate delta-isomerase activity. Gene Ontology annotation, cellular component: cytoplasm. The coding region runs from base 52 to 885 and encodes 277 amino acids.